GCCCGCUGGCGGCUCGCCCCAAGCUGACACACGCCGAGCAGAUGUGAGCGAGCCUGGCCAGAGCCCUGCUGCAGCCGCUCCACAGACAGCUCGUUAGCAACAGUGUCCCGCCGCUCCGCCCCGCCAGGUCCCAGCGGGGGAAAUAUGUGGCAGCCGGCAACCGAGAGACUACAGCACUUUCAGACCAUGUUGAAGACAAAGCUCAAUGUCUUAACUCUUCGGAAGGAACCUCUCCCCACGGUAAUCUUCCAUGAGCCGGAAGCCAUUGAGCUGUGUACCACAACUCCAUUAAUGAAGACUCGGGCACAUGCUGGAUGCAAGGUUACAUACUUGGGUAAAGUUUCCACAACAGGGAUGCAGUUUUUAUCAGGUUGCACAGAGAAACCAGUCAUAGAGUUGUGGAAGAAGCACACGCUUGCUAGAGAGGAUGUCUUCCCAGCUAAUGCCCUGCUGGAAAUCCGCCCCUUCCAAGUUUGGCUUCAUCAUCUAGACCUCAAAGGAGAGGCCACUGUCCACAUGGAUACCUUUCAGGUUGCACGUAUUGCUUACUGCACGGCCGACCACAAUGUCAGCCCAAACAUUUUUGCUUGGGUUUAUCGGGAGAUCAACGACGAUUUGUCCUACCAGAUGGACUGCCAUGCUGUAGAGUGUGAGAGUAAGCUAGAAGCCAAGAAGUUGGCUCAUGCCAUGAUGGAGGCCUUUAAGAAGACUUUCCAUAGCAUGAAGAGUGAUGGCCGGAUCCACAGGAAUAGCUCAUCUGAGGAAAUGUCUCAAGAAUUGGAAUCUGAUGAUGGCUGACUUGAACUCAUUGAUAGUUAAGCAAAAGCAGAAAUGGCCCUGGGAAUAGAAGCAUAUAGAUGAAUAAGCAACAGUUCAGUUUGGGAACGUCGGAACUCCCAACACUUGACUGAUCAGCUUUUCAAAAUAAAAAAGAAGCAAUUCAGUAAAUUCCCUAAAAUAUAUGCAUCUUUAUAAUAAUUACAUCACAUUGAAAUCUGUUGUUGUUGUUUUUUAAAAAAAUGUGCAAAGCUUUUUUCUUUUCUUUUUUCUUGUUUGUCCAUUUUACCUUCAAGUCCCAUUUUACCCCUUAGAGUUCAGGUUCAUUUCUUAAAGAUGAUAAAUUAUUUCUAUUUGCCUGUUGAAACCUGUUGAGCAUUUCUAACAGUAAAAGAUCCUAUAGGAUUUGUUGCUAGCAUCUAAUGCAGUAGCAAGUGGGAUCUGUUUCUAUACACACACACACACACACACACACACACACACACACUCUCUCUCUCUCUACAGUUUGGUUGCCAACUGCUGUUCUAGUUAGCCACCUCCAGGAUGAAAUAGCUACCUGCAGCCUUUUACAUUAACAACCUAUGGUUAAUUCAUAUUUCACAGUUUGAAUAUUCAAAGAUGCUUAUAUUUACACAUUAUAAUCAUAUGCUAUAUUUUAUUUUAUUAAUUUUACCUUUUAAAAAAUGUACCUGCACCCAUUCAUCUUCCACUUAGCUCCAUAGUUUCUAAAAUAUGAGCUGCAGGAAUUCCAAAAGGCAGUGUGAGGGGUGGGAAAUCUAAUUGUGAUCUCACUUUCCUUGAACGCCUGGUUCAAUAACUGGACCAUUGCUGAAGGAUGAAAGAGAGCUGGACAGUUAUUAGUUGGGCUUUGAACACAUGCUGUCUCCCAGUCCUGGCAUGGUGUGAAAACCUUUGUUCUACAGCAGUCCUACCAUCAAUUGAGUCCAUAUUGUCUUAUUUAGCUGGUGGUACAUUUUCCUGUAUCACCUACUGUCAAGAGCCGGUUUUGAGCUACCAUAAUGAUCCUAGGGCAUCCUUCAAUGGAAAGCUAGGGAUCCUUUAGGAUCAAGUUUGAAAGUAGAUGGUUUGUUCUGAUUCAAAACCUGAUAGUGAUAUUUCCUGAAGCCAUCUCUGGUCACAGCUUCAUAACUUAAGAAAAGUGUUGGUUUUUUAAAAAAAAAAUGUUUAAAAGCCAACUGUUGAUUAAUAGUUUGCAGGUAAUGCUGCUCCAUUAUAAAGUCUUGUUCAUAAAUCGUGGUAAUGUUAGGGGCACUAGGGCACCUUACAGAAGCCUUAAAAGAAAGCUAGUCAAAGCAGAUAGCUAUAGAAGUCUGUUCCAUUGUGUGUGAAUAUGUACACUUUAUAUGUUUGUUUGUGUGUGUGUGUGUGUGUGUGUGUGUGUGUGUGUGCGUGCGCGUGCGUGCGAUCAGUGUUACAGCAUGUAGAUUGAUCAUGGGAACAAACUGAGGACUCGCACCUCUUGAAAAUAUGCUUAUUGCUUUCCAAUGUAUGUAAACUAUUCUGCAAUGUAAAGGCAUUCAUACUUUAAUAAAAAAAAGUUGGAAUUAAAUAUAAAUAA
Molecule: messenger RNA, 2356 nt
Organism: Elgaria multicarinata webbii
Lineage: Eukaryota; Metazoa; Chordata; Lepidosauria; Squamata; Anguidae
Gene: PID1
Product: phosphotyrosine interaction domain containing 1
Exons: 3
Coding region: 145-798 (217 amino acids)
Biological process (GO): regulation of mitochondrial membrane potential; regulation of cell population proliferation; regulation of reactive oxygen species metabolic process
Cellular component (GO): cytoplasm
Source: RefSeq, a predicted model, not a curated record